Molecule: messenger RNA, 291 nt
Organism: Brugia malayi
Lineage: Eukaryota; Metazoa; Nematoda; Chromadorea; Rhabditida; Onchocercidae
Product: trehalase, putative
Exons: 3
Coding region: 1-291 (96 amino acids)
Source: RefSeq, a predicted model, not a curated record
AUGCGAAUGAACGAUGAAUGCAACAUGUUAGUAUGUCGGUAUGCAGCACGCAGUACUAUUUGUGCAGUUACGUGCCCCGAAAGAGUUUUCCAAAUGCCAAUGCAAGUAGAGGUGCUUGGCCAGAUAGAACAAAAUUGCAGUGUCAUAUGUUCUCAAGAUAUGAUGGGUAAGGGAAAGGUAUCCAGAUCGGGUUGUCGUUCGAUCGAGAACGGUCGUAGAGGAGUAUUGAACCGAGGUAACAGGUUAUAUGGCGGACGUUGGCUUGCAGCAGGACAUUUCACAAAUGAGUGA